AUGGCUCUCAACAAGAAGCGUUCUGAACCGCUCCUUGAACUGAGUUCGUAUGAGACUUUAGUCUCGGACAUCGUUCAGGGUGGCGCGCUCACCUUCCUCUUCUCGCCCUAUCGCUUUUGUCCCGCUCUUGUUCCUCAGCUCCUGUUCAGCCGCAACAGCAAGCUUAUUUACCGAUGCCGGGGAGAAGAAGCUGAUCUCGGUCCCGUCAGCGUACCGGUGAACACGACGCUGAUCAUUGUCACAGACGCCAAGGUGUUCUGGUUUGAAUGCGGACAGUCCGGAGAGCUGGACUACGGCCCUCGGUAUCUAUCGGAAUUCCGUACAAUCCGUUAUUUUACCACUCUCGUCUUCCACGGAACCCUAGAGCAGGCCUACAAUCUCUUCGACGACUAUUACUGCAAGGUCAACAAUCUCCCCUCCAGGUGGAUUAGGAGGAAAGUCCCGGCUGAACUCGUCGAGGCAAUUCAAUGGGAAGAAAGACAGGCUGUGCAGCCGCUCGAGAGUCAUGGCGAAAUGCAGCAGCCGACCGGGGCUGACGCCAACACAACAAUGAAAGCUGUUGAGCCGCCGGCCAUGGGAGCCAGCGUGCUCCCCGCGAAGAAAAUUAGCAGAGCGGAAUUGGCGAAAGGUCUCGAUGACCCCAAAGACCCUGUUCGGGAUCCGUCUCACGACGGCGACGGGCAUUCAUCAGACGCCACUCGCAGUUCUCAACAACACUCAAAGUCGGAUCACAUGUCGGCAAUGGACAAGUUGAUCGAAGAUGCCUACAGCAGCUGGCUAGAUCUCGGGUCUGACGUCGACGACGGGCUGACCCAGGUCCCCCCUGGGUCGACCCUCGGGUCCGGGGAACAGGAGGAGGAUGGGAUUCUCGUUGGGUCCAAGGUCACGCCUCUGGCCACGUUCGUGGUCCAAAGGCCCUCACCUUCUGAAGAGAAGGCCCGAUCACCACGGCGACGUUUCACCAGAUGGUGCCGCCGGGGCUUCAUGUCUCGCUUUCAGAAGAAAUUGGUACCUGCAGAAGGUCAGCCAUUCUGA
Molecule: messenger RNA, 1035 nt
Organism: Fonsecaea pedrosoi CBS 271.37
Lineage: Eukaryota; Fungi; Ascomycota; Eurotiomycetes; Chaetothyriales; Herpotrichiellaceae
Exons: 1
Coding region: 1-1035 (344 amino acids)
Source: RefSeq, a predicted model, not a curated record